AUGGGCGAACGCUACGAGAUUAUCGUCGACUUUGCGAAUCACAAAGGCAAAAACAUCACGAUGAAGAACGCUCGCGGAGUGAUCGGAAACCCAGACUUUGCUGCCACGGACUUAGUAAUGCGCUUCAUCGUGGGCGAUACUUUAAGUGACGACUGCAACAACGGUGAUGUCCCUUCAACGCUUCGAGUUACAGCGCCGCCCAAAGAAGCAAACAUUUCCAGAAGCUUCGACUUUGAGCGCAUCGGCGAGCACUGGGUUGUUAAUGGGGUCGGUUGGGCCGAUAUUGAGCACAGGAUAUUGACAAGGCCCACACUCGGCACAGAUGAAACGUGGGAGCUAAAAAACGGGAACGGGGACAGCAAUAUCACAGGCGUUCAUCCAAUUCAUAUCCAUCUCGUGGAUUUCCAGGUCCUUUCUCGGAGCGGCGGAAGGGGGAAGGUGCUUCCGUACGAGGCAGCAGGGUUGAAAGACGUGGUAUGGCUCGCACCAGGGGAAACCAUCCGUGUCGCUGCGAAAUACGCACCGUGGCCCGGAGUGUACAUGCUGGUCGCGUUCAAUGUCACAAAUCUGGCCAAGUGGGGCUACGAUGAGACAACCGUCUUCAUUGAUCCAAUGGAGCCAGUUUUCAGACCAAAGGAUAUUACUCCCCAAGGGUUCACCGACGAGGUGAUUCGGCAGAAGUUGGAAUGGUUCUGGAGCUUGAACGCUUACCGCCGAAAUACCACCCACGUGGCGCCAGACAUUUAG
Parastagonospora nodorum SN15 is the source of this 747-nucleotide messenger RNA. RefSeq lists its product as hypothetical. Bases 1 to 747 code for a protein of 248 amino acids. The record is from RefSeq and is a predicted model, not a curated record. Gene Ontology annotation, molecular function: copper ion binding; oxidoreductase activity. Lineage: Eukaryota; Fungi; Ascomycota; Dothideomycetes; Pleosporales; Phaeosphaeriaceae. The transcript has 2 exons.